Molecule: messenger RNA, 2279 nt
Organism: Owenia fusiformis
Lineage: Eukaryota; Metazoa; Annelida; Polychaeta; Sabellida; Oweniidae
Source: the annotation of a GenBank genome assembly
CGCACAGUAUAUAUAAACCGAUUCAAGAAUUUGGUUACAAAACUAAAAAUAAAAGUCAGAAUUAAUUUAGAGGUAUAAAACUAUAAAACUUUACUGCUGUGAGUAUUAAAUAUGUAACUUAAAUGGAGGAAUCAUUCGGUGGAAACUUGAAUAAGUUUCAGCAUAAAAAUGACUUGAAAGACAUUGACAUUAAUAAGCUUAAUCCCCUGUCUCCUGAGAUCAUCAGUAGGCAGGCAACAAUCAACAUCGGAACAAUUGGUCAUGUGGCUCACGGGAAAUCUACUGUCGUGAAAGCAAUUUCAGGAGUACAGACUGUCAGAUUCAAAAAUGAAUUGCAAAGAAACAUUACAAUUAAGCUUGGAUAUGCCAACGCAAAGAUCUAUAAAUGUGAUGACGAGAAAUGUCCACGUCCAGGGAAUUACAGAUCAUGUGGAAGUAAUAAGGAAGAUGAUUUCCCCUGCGACAGGCCAGGAUGUAAUGGCCGAUUCAGGCUAAAAAGGCAUGUGUCAUUUGUUGAUUGUCCAGGCCACGACAUUCUUAUGGCCACCAUGUUGAACGGUGCUGCCGUCAUGGACGCUGCCCUCCUGCUAAUAGCUGGUAAUGAAUCAUGUCCCCAACCACAGACAUCAGAGCAUCUUGCUGCCAUAGAAAUCAUGAAACUGAAACAUCUCCUAAUCCUGCAGAACAAGAUAGAUAUUGUGAAGGAGAGUCAAGCCAGAGACCAGUAUGAACAGAUCUUGAAAUUUGUGCAAGGGACAGUCGCAGAGGGCGCUCCAAUCGUCCCCAUAUCUGCCCAGCUAAAAUAUAACAUAGAAGUCAUAUGUGAAUAUGUUACAAAAAAAAUCCCAGUGCCUUUGAGGGACUUCACUUCUGCACCCAGACUUAUAGUUAUCCGAUCAUUUGAUGUGAACAAGCCUGGAUGUGAGGUUGAGGACCUUAAGGGGGGAGUAGCCGGAGGCAGUAUUCUAAAGGGCGUCUUAAAGGUUGGUCAAGAAAUCGAGGUUCGUCCAGGAAUUGUAGCUAAAGACGCUGAUGGAAAAUUAACAUGUAAACCCAUCUAUUCAUCAAUUGUGUCACUCUAUGCUGAGCAAAACGACCUCCAGUAUGCUGCCCCAGGUGGUCUAAUAGGUGUUGGCACCAAGAUUGACCCUACCCUGUGCAGAGCUGAUCGUAUGGUGGGACACGUCCUAGGAGCAGUUGACACUCUCCCAGAAAUCUACACUGAAUUGGAAAUUUCAUAUUUCUUGCUCAGGAGAUUGCUGGGUGUCCGAGUUGAAGGAGAUAAAAAAGGAGCCAAGGUGGCCAAACUCUCAAAGAAUGACAUUCUGAUGGUAAACAUUGGCUCACUGUCCAGCGGAGGUAGAGUGUUGGCUGUAAAGGCUGAUUUAGCAAAAAUAGGUCUCACCAACCCUGUGUGUACUGAAAUAGGAGAAAAAAUUGCAUUGAGCAGAAGAGUGGAAAAACAUUGGAGGUUGAUCGGCUGGGGACAAAUCAGAAGAGGGGUAACUGUAAAACCACUAUCACCAGAUGAUUCGUAAAUAUUGUUGUGUCAAGCGAUGCAGCGAAUUAUGUUUCUGCCCAACUGAAGAUCACGUUAUAGAACUGUCCAAGAAGUGGUCAUAAAUUGGGACUUCACUUGGUGUUAUUUUAUGUAAAUCUCCAUUUACAAAGUCUGAAUGGGCGAAUAUGAGAUCUAUCUCUGCAUUCACAAACUAUAUAAAUAAAUAGAUAACUGUAUAUAUAGGAGACACAACCACAAAAGUUAAUAAAAUUUCUAAGGAACACUGCGAACUGUUUUAUUUAAUGAUUAAAAGUACACUUGAAAAAGGAAAAUUGCUAUCAGGAUACAUCAUGGAUUACUGGUCAAAAUUGAACUAUUGACCAGUUGCUAUAUUAUUUUCUACACAACAGCUGAUCCAGAUGGAAAAUAAGCCUCUAGGCUUGUGAGCCCUGCUUGUGAUGAACCAUUUCACUGAUAUGCUUUGUAUAUAAAGCCGAGGGAGUCAGUGUGUACACGGUGUAAAGCGUAAAUAUAGUGAUCAUGGAACUAUUUUUGUGUAUUACAUGUAUAUGGGAAAUAUUUCUGUAAACUAAAAUUAAAUAAAUAAAUACAGAAUAUUUGUAUUUCAAAUCAUAACAAAUCUUAGUUUAUUGGUACAUUUUCUAUACAUGCAAUCGGAAAAUAUUUAAGCGAUGCAUUUGUCUGGGCAAUUGGUCAUAUGUAUAGGUGAUUGGUCAUACGUAUAAGUUGACGUUUUGAUUUUUUUAUGCAAGCUUAA